Messenger RNA from Suillus bovinus, 504 nucleotides. RefSeq lists its product as uncharacterized. The transcript has a single exon. The record is from RefSeq and is a predicted model, not a curated record. NCBI's taxonomy places the organism in Eukaryota, Fungi, Basidiomycota, Agaricomycetes, Boletales, Suillaceae. Bases 1 to 504 code for a protein of 167 amino acids.
AUGAAUGUAGUUUCCACUGUGUCGGUCCUUCCUCGUACUCCUACAGAUGUCAAUGGUCUGCUGAGCAUUAUAUUUGUAGGUCCUGGAAAAUUUGACCCUGCUAAAGUAGGCUCUGUGUUCCAUGUUCGCAAGCAGAUGAUUUGGCAGUUCUUCUUGUGGCUCAAACAUCAUAACAGAUUGUAUUCCAGUGUCACACUUGACUUGGAUAUUUUAUCUUUGUAUCCUGAGGGUGAUGUCCUCCCAGGACUGUGUGACUGUGUGGUAGAGGAUCACAAACUUGACCCAAUCACUGUCUUUGAACAGGAAACAGCAGGGUUUUCUGACCAUUCUGCAGCACUUUUGAAUUGUGGUGACAGUGAUACACAGUCGGUGAUGGUUGACCAUGCUAAUGAUGUCUCUGUAGUGAUGCUGGAAAAAAUGGGUGUCUCAGAUCCUAAGAGCGAUAAAAUUAGUGGGCACACUUUUACUGCCUGCAGCCCUCAGGAACUUGUAUUCGCGCUCUAG